AGUGGCACGGCGGGGUGUGACUGUGAGCGAUUUUGCAGCAGGUUCCAUAAUUUCGGUGUGAAGCCCAAGGUCGUCCCUGCUCGAUUACCAUUUGACCAUGUGGAAAACGGCUGCCUCUAUCGCUACCAGACACUGCCGUCGAUCUUUACCAGCUUUCAAGGCUGUCGCUUUAGUCUGCCCAACGCAGUCGCGCUUGUCUGUUCUCCCUACCACUUUUGCUUGUUUCCGAAAGGCGCCACAAUCGUUUUUCUCCACAAGCCAGGCGAGAUGGAAUGUCCAAUACUCUAUUUCUGAAUUGACACCCGAUAACUAUCACCGCAUUUCCGAUCGCACCAUGGAUCGCAUGGUGGAAGUGUUGGAAGACAUUGGCGACGAAACCGAUAUCGAUGGUUUUGACUUGGAGUAUUCACAAGGAGUCAUGACACUGAAGCUCGGUGAACACGGUACCUAUGUCAUUAACAAGCAACCUCCAAAUCAACAAAUUUGGUUGUCAUCACCAAAGAGCGGACCCAAACGUUACGACUAUGAUGCUCAACAUAAACGCUGGUUCUAUCAUCGAGAUAACCAUACGCUGGACGAGUUAUUGAAGGAGGAGCUAAGCGAGAUUUUGAAUAGAGAUCUGAAUCUUCUAGAGGACUUGGAUGUGUAAAAACAAAAAUAAAAUAAAGAUAGCACUAGACAACU
Radiomyces spectabilis is the source of this 684-nucleotide messenger RNA. RefSeq lists its product as uncharacterized. Gene Ontology annotation, cellular component: mitochondrion. Gene Ontology annotation, biological process: iron incorporation into metallo-sulfur cluster; intracellular iron ion homeostasis. NCBI's taxonomy places the organism in Eukaryota, Fungi, Mucoromycota, Mucoromycetes, Mucorales, Radiomycetaceae. The transcript is spliced from 4 exons. The record is from RefSeq and is a predicted model, not a curated record. Gene Ontology annotation, molecular function: iron chaperone activity; ferroxidase activity; ferrous iron binding. Bases 98 to 649 code for a protein of 183 amino acids.